Hypoxylon trugodes is the source of this 1838-nucleotide messenger RNA. RefSeq names its product oxidoreductase. The record is from RefSeq and is a predicted model, not a curated record. Lineage: Eukaryota; Fungi; Ascomycota; Sordariomycetes; Xylariales; Hypoxylaceae. Gene Ontology annotation, molecular function: oxidoreductase activity, acting on the CH-OH group of donors, NAD or NADP as acceptor. Bases 486 to 1265 code for a protein of 259 amino acids. The transcript has 5 exons.
GCUUCGGUGACGAAAUAAUCUCGAAUUAACAUCCUACCUAGGUACAUAUUACUUACUCGUUGGGACUUAUGAACCUUUUAGCCCUGGAGAAUCUUUAAGAGGUUUUGUUCUGGAGGCAGUGGCCUUUAAGACCAUAAAUUAUUCGAUUCUAGUGGGUUUGAAGUUAUAGUGAAGGUAAGCUACAGCAUCCCUAUUUUCCAAAAACCUGAAAUACUUAUCUUGUGAAUACAUUAAGCUUCGCUGGUAAAACAUGUAGAUGUUGAUGAGGCAGGAAGUACUGUGAGGAGUUUAUGAUAUGCUUUUUAUGCCAGCGCACGUUCAAAUGGCUGACGUCAUCGUCUAUCUCAUCAUCAAUGGCGUGCUACCAAGUAAUCGAUAUUUCUUGUGACAAGAAAACACAAGAUUUUAGUACAAAAAGCUACGCAGACUACCAUCAUCCUAGUCACCAUCGAGUACAAAUCUGCGUCUACUUAAUCAUCUAGUGAAUGAUGUCUUCUAUACUAGUCGUUGGCGCUACGAGGGGUCUAGGGGCCGCUUUAGUGGAAGAAUACGCCUCUAAUUCGGAUUCUUCAACACGUAUCUUUGGAACUUCACGAUCGGAUACUAAACCGACUGGAUUUCCAGAACAAAUCAAAUGGCUUACCGGCAUUGACCUUUCCCAAUCCAACGUUGGCGAGAAUCUCGUCUCGCAGCUCAAAUCAGAGAAACCCCUCGACGUCGUGAUCAUCAAUGCCGGACGCUUCACAACCGAGGACUUUUCCGCAGACAAAGGGCCGAACUGGGAUGAGGAGGUGGCCAUGUAUACUAUAAGCUCCGUCGCGCCGGUGUUUGUCGUGCAUCGGCUGGCACAUGCCAAUUUGCUCGGGCACGGCUCCAAGGUCAUCCUGGUCUCGAGCGAAGCGGGCAGUAUCACGCUACGGCAUGAGAAGGAGGGAGGCGGGAAUUAUGCGCAUCAUGCUAGUAAAGCUGCGCUCAAUAUGGCGGGGAAGUUGCUUAGUAUCGAUUUGAAAGAUGUUAUUGUUAGUAUUGUGCACCCGGGCUUCAUGCGCACUGAGAUGACGAGGAAUGUUGGCUUUGAUAAGCAUUGGGAUGCUGGUGGAGCUGUGACUUCAGAGGCGGCAGCGAAGAGUCUCGUAGAAUGGACGGAGAAGCUAGAUUUUAGCAAGUCCGGGGAAUACUGGGCACCCCGUGGUCCACGAGAUAUUGGUAUGGCUGAGACUGUGCUAGGGAAGAACCUCGAGACGCCGUUGAAAUUGCCUUGGUAAUUUCGAAGUAUAUGAAUAGUGGUUGAUGUCGAUUGUGCAUACUUCAACCUAGUAACUUAGUAAUUAUGUAUGUAGACAGAGAGAUGUCCACAUUCGACUUCGGCGAGUUUGAGGCCAAACCCAAAUGAGAUAUAGAGUUGACGAUGACUUGCUUCUUCUUCGCUUAUUACCAAUGUUUGAAAUACUCUAGCAGUUCGCCUACUCCUGAACAAAAAGGGGAAGUGGUAGGGGGAGGAUCAGCAGUUAACAAAGAUGCGCGGGCAGCGGACAGCGGGCAGGCAGGGUGUAGGAUGGAUGGAUUACCCCACAGGGAUGCCAAGGGGGGAAAUAUUUAAGUUCAAUGUUGUGUGGAGUAUUCCCCCUUUCGGCUACACGGGCUACAUUAGAGCGAGCUCUCAGUGGCUUGACACCGCAAACUCAAGAGAAAUAAAAAAGGGGUCUCGAACUUCCAAGCUCAGUACCUAGGUACAUGUAUGUACACGUAUUAUCUAGCUCGUCUGGGUUGGGUAGGUAAAUCGUGUGGUCACAUGCAAUAAUACCUCUAUUUUAUCACUCACAUCCAUUUGUAAUCAC